GUAAAACCGACACUAAAACGUCCCGACCUACAAAUCACCCGGCCAAAUUAUGAGUUCAUUGUAUUAUGCGAAUGCUUUAUUUUCUAAAUAUCAAGCCGCAAGUUCGGUUUUCCCAUCCGGAGUGUUUCCCGAGCAAACUUCUUGCGCUUUCGCCUCCAGCAGCCAGCGAGCGGGCUAUGGGGCCGGAUCCGCGGCGCCCUUCGCCGCUUCCAUGCCCGGCCUCUACUCGGGCGGCAGCUCCGUGCACCCGCAGCCCCCCAGCGUGUACCCCGCGGGCUACGGCCUGGAGGCCGGCUCCUUCAACAUGCACUGUGCCCCCUUCGAGCAGAACCUGGCCCUGAUGUGCCCGGCGGACGCCUCCAAGCAGAGCUGCAGCAAAAGCGACCAGAGGGACGCGGAUCUGCAGGGCGACAGCAACUUCCGCAUCUACCCCUGGAUGAGGAGCACAGGAACGGACAGAAAACGCGGCCGCCAGACCUACACCCGGUACCAGACGCUGGAGCUGGAGAAGGAAUUCCACUUUAACCGGUACCUGACGCGGCGGCGCCGCAUCGAGAUCGCGCACUCGCUGUGCCUGACCGAGCGCCAGAUCAAAAUCUGGUUCCAGAACCGCCGCAUGAAGUGGAAAAAGGAGAAUAAAACCUCCUGCCCCGGCUCCGGCGGGCAGGAAAAGGCGGACGCCGAGGAGGAUGAGGAGGAGUGAAAAGGGGGGAGAGGUGGAUGGAUGCGGGGAGAGAGAGAAGGAAA
Lonchura striata (white-rumped munia) is the source of this 747-nucleotide messenger RNA. It is a transcript of the gene HOXB7, whose product is annotated as homeobox B7. Gene Ontology annotation, biological process: regulation of transcription by RNA polymerase II; anterior/posterior pattern specification. Gene Ontology annotation, cellular component: nucleus. NCBI's taxonomy places the organism in Eukaryota, Metazoa, Chordata, Aves, Passeriformes, Estrildidae. Gene Ontology annotation, molecular function: DNA-binding transcription factor activity, RNA polymerase II-specific; RNA polymerase II cis-regulatory region sequence-specific DNA binding. The record is from RefSeq and is a predicted model, not a curated record.